AUGCCCCCAAAACAGGUCAAGGGUGAAGAUGCCGAAUCUUUGAUCCUAAACUACCUAAAUGAAAACUAUAAACCUUUCGCCAUCAACGAUAUCGUCCAAAACUUACACAGCCAGGUGUCCAAAACAAACGCCCUCAAGGCCCUAGAGGCCCUCUCAGCUAGUCACAGGAUUAACUGCAAGCAGUUUGGCAAAAUAUCCAUCUAUAUCAGAAACGAAAUUGAUUUGGAAGAAAACGUCGGCGGCAAAGAGUACACAUUCGAAGAUAUACAGGAGUUGAAUGAGGAAUACGCCAAGAUAACGUCCGAUCGCCAUGCGUGGGAAAACAAGACGUCGGCUUUGCUUCAAGAACCAUCUAAUGUAGAGCUAGACGCAAAAAUCAAGGAACUCGAACGGAAAGUUAAAGAGCUUAAAAGUAGCAUCGAGUAUUUACAAAAGACCCCUGAGGAUUCCGCUGAAAACGACUUGGUCAAGUUUAUUCAGGAUAGCCGUGCCAUGGUAGAGAAAGAAAUCAGGGCAAGAAGAAGAAUAUGGAAAUCGUGUGUCCAACUAAUCAAGCAUGGCAUCCAGCCAAAGGAUGUAAACGAGUUCUUAGUAAGUUGCUAA
Kluyveromyces marxianus DMKU3-1042 is the source of this 603-nucleotide messenger RNA. RefSeq names its product Hop2p (gene HOP2). The record is from RefSeq and is a predicted model, not a curated record. Gene Ontology annotation, biological process: meiotic strand invasion involved in reciprocal meiotic recombination; homologous chromosome pairing at meiosis; meiotic joint molecule formation. The coding region runs from base 1 to 603 and encodes 200 amino acids. Gene Ontology annotation, cellular component: DNA recombinase auxiliary factor complex; condensed nuclear chromosome. NCBI's taxonomy places the organism in Eukaryota, Fungi, Ascomycota, Saccharomycetes, Saccharomycetales, Saccharomycetaceae. Gene Ontology annotation, molecular function: double-stranded DNA binding; recombinase activator activity. The transcript has 2 exons.